Molecule: messenger RNA, 1434 nt
Organism: Sipha flava (yellow sugarcane aphid)
Lineage: Eukaryota; Metazoa; Arthropoda; Insecta; Hemiptera; Aphididae
Product: gastrula zinc finger protein XlCGF71.1-like
Exons: 2
Coding region: 643-1398 (251 amino acids)
Biological process (GO): regulation of immune system process; negative regulation of transcription by RNA polymerase II; regulation of cytokine production
Source: RefSeq, a predicted model, not a curated record
ACGCGACGUAAUCAUGGCCGCAGCGACCUAGCCCGUCUCCGUUCCCACUCCGACGGGUCCGAAAGACCAUUAUUAUUAUUGACUUUUUCGCACCACGUCGCGUAUGCAUACCGGCCGCCCAACCGACCGUUUCCAUGCGUCCGCUGCGGCUCAACCAUCGCGAGUGACAGUUUUCGGUAACGGCGACAUCAGCAACCGUCACGACAACGACGCCGUAGCGUUCCGUUCGUUUCUCGACGGCGUACGUGGUCCGAGGAAAAAACGAAAAACGCACCGUGUCUCCCACAGCCGAUAACCGUUAUCAUACGAUCGUGCCGUGUAUCAUCAUAAAUAUACAAUAUAAUAAUAUUGUUACGCUUAGUAAUAAUAAUAAUAAUAAUAGUAAUAAUAAUUUAUUAUCUCGUCAUUGUCCGUUAUUCGUUACACUUGCACUUCGCGCCCGUCGUGCAGUCCCUUCGGCUUAAUCGGACCGUCGCCUGAACGCGUACGCGUCCUCCGAAACUCGAGUGUGUUUUGUACGUAUCGACGUCAGCACCGUGCGAGACGUGUUCUACGAUAUUCGUAUGUGUUACUGUGUCCACGGAGUCGGACUGCCAAGCCAUGUACAAUACGAAUCGCAUUUCAUUAUGAUCCUCGAGAGAAAUGUGCAUGAGGUCUCAUACAGAAGAUAAGCCAUAUUCAUGUCAACUCUGUCUUGAACCCUUCUUUACCAAUGAAAAUUUGAAAGUGACCAUGGGGUCUCACACGGGAGAGAAGCCAUUUUCUUGUGAGGUCUGUCUUAAAUCGUUCACUCUUAACCAACAAUUAAUUACUCACUUAAGGUCUCACACUGGAGAGAAGCCAUUUUCCUGUGAGGUUUGUGUAAAAUCCUUUUCCACCAAUGGAAAUUUGAAAGUGCACAUGAGGUCUCAUACUGGAGAGAAGCCCUUUUCAUGUGAGGUCUGUUUAAAAUCGUUUACUCUAAACCAACAACUUAUCACCCAUAUGAGGUCUCACACUGGAGAAAAACCAUUUUCAUGUGAAGUCUGUCUAAAAUCAUUCUCCACCAAUGGCAAUCUAAAAGUGCACAUGAGAUCUCAUACUGGUGAGAAACCAUUCUCAUGUGAGGUUUGUUUAAAGGCAUUUACUUUAAACCAGCAGCUUAUAACUCACAUGAGAUCAUCUCAUGCAAGAGAAAAGUUGUUUUCAUGUGAGGUUUGUCUAAAGUCAUUUCCUGUAAAUGGUUCAUUAACAAAGCACAUGCGAAUUCAUGCAAACAAGAAACCUCCAUAUUCAUGUGAUCCAUCGGCAUGUAAAAAAUGCUUUACUCAAAGCGGUCAUUUACUUACUCCUCAUACUACAACAAUUCAUGGUGGAGAAGAUAAUUAUAAUUGUACGAUGCCGACUUAUAAAAAGUAAUUUUAUUUAAACAGUAAUUUUAAUUAAAUUAACUGU